Molecule: messenger RNA, 3773 nt
Organism: Morone saxatilis (striped sea-bass)
Lineage: Eukaryota; Metazoa; Chordata; Actinopteri; Moronidae
Gene: tmem267
Product: transmembrane protein 267
Exons: 2
Coding region: 140-883 (247 amino acids)
Source: RefSeq, a predicted model, not a curated record
UCUUUCUUAAAACGACAGUUUGAGUGGGACGCACUGUGACGUCACCUUCUCCUCCACCCCUCUCCUCCCUUCCCUCUCCAGUCUACCUGACUCCUGCUGACCUUCAGUGGCGAUUGGCCCCCGCAGCCUGUCUGUCAACAUGCAAGGAUUCUACUCCAAGCUCGACUCGUCCCCCUCCUCGUCCCCGCUGCUGGGGGGCGGCGUUGGGCGAGAAGGCGCCCCCGUCCCCCUCAGCCUGGCCGUGGAGACGGAGAAAGCUCAGGCCCUCCUCCAGACAUUCAGCUCCGCCUCUCUGCUGGCGUCGGCGGGGCUCGGGAUGUUCUGCGUGGUGGCGGACCACGCCCUCCAGCUGUCGGUCAUCCAGAACCACCUGUGGCUGCGCGCCGCCUUGGACAACGCCACGCAUGGAUUGGUGGGGCUGUGGUCGUGGGCAGUCGUCAUCGGACUGAGGAAGAAGAGCGAUGUGUAUGAGGUGCUGCUGGCCGGGCUGCUGGCGUCAAUCAUAGACCUGGACCACUUCUACAUGGCUGGGUCCCUGUCACUGAAGGCUGCUGUCUCCCUCCCCCAGCGUCCUCCUCUACACUGCUCCUCUCUCAUCCCCAUCCUGUGCCUCUCCCUCCGCUUCCUCAUGUGGAUCGGACGCCUCAAAGAUGCCUGGUGCUCCUUGCCGUGGAUGCUCUUCAUUUCCAUGGCGACGCACCACGUCCGGGACGCGGUGCGCCACGGCCUGUGGGUGUGUCCGUUCGGCAACACGGCACCGCUCCCCUACUGGCUGUACGUCAGCACCACGGCGACACUCCCUCACCUGUGUUCAGUGCUCAUGUAUCUGACGGGAACGAGGGACGUGAUCUCCACCAAACACGGCGUGGCCAUCGAUGUUUAGACGUCACUGACUUACCGACGGCGCCUAACGCGGCUCCGGUCUGGAAGCAACGCUGUUAGCUGUUUGAAUCCACUUUUAGAUACUUGAAAUUACCGGAGGAAUCAUUGUGGCACUAGAGCAGUGUGGAGCUUUUUGUCAGUUUAGGUGAAGAGAAGGGUUGGCUACGAAGGGUGAGGUCACUUCUUAUAUGAUAAAGGAAAACAUGUAGGAUUUAAACUUGGGCUGCCGUGGAUGGAGACAUCCUGUACAAUAACAAGUUAGCUUUUCAAAAAGGGAUGUGCCAAUCCUUCUUCCGGUCUUCUGGAAGUGCUUCAGAAUCCUGUUCUCUUAUCUGGAGAGUGAUUCUUUUCCUAAUAACUGUCUUCGUGUUUAGGGAGUGACCCUUUUAAAGCUUUGACACAUGGUUUUGCAGAGGCUCGCCUGCUCUGUGUUCAUCUACCCAAACCCUGAUAAAGAGACCCGAGAGCUGACCUCCCUGAACUAUCACUGUCUGUCCUCAUCCUAAGAACACUCAAGGAAAAGUCAACCAAAGGUCAACCGCAGGCUGUAUGACGCAUUGUCACCCUCAGUGUGGUACCACUUUUAUUCUGCUGUGCUUUUCAAAUCGCUCCAUCUGCCAUAGUGACAUUUAGUGUAUUACAUGUUCAUUGUAGAGUGAGUUUAAGUCACAUUCCAGUGACAGAUCCACUAUUAGUUACCACUAAACUAACAGAAAAGAUAUCUUCCCCAUCCGUCAGCUUUCUGCCACUUCAGCACUCUCAUUUUGCUGCUUGGCUGAGCCUUUCUGUCCAGUCAAAGAUAACGUUCCUAUAGAAGGCAGUUUUCAGUGCCAGCCAUGUCAGCCAAGGUUAUGGAACAGGAUGUUGUGGCUGUGUAACCUGGUGGAAUUUCUUGCUUGCUGUUGACGCAGCAUUGGUAUUGUUGGAUUUAGCUGAAACACAUUAAAACGCAUUCAUUAUUCCUAAAACAGUGGCACCAUUGUGCCUCCAGUAAAGCCUGGUGGAAGUAUUAAAUGUUGCUCAGUUGUCCGUGUAAUCAAAGUACCUUCAGUUGGUUGUAAAAAGGUGAAAAGGCUCUUCUACUGUGUGCAUGAAUCAACCUGGGAGGUUUUUCAGGCUGCUGUUGUACAGUAAAAAUGAACUGCUUUUAUUUUUACAGUCCACAUACGAGUGUUAUUCACAUUUACAGAUUUUUCUUUGUAGUUUAAGAAAGAAACUGAGAAAAUGGCAGAUGAUGUUAAUUCUAUGGACACUGACUAUGUUUACAUGGACAAAAUAUUCCAGUAUUUGCCUCCCUCUUUCAUUCUUUCACUCUUUCACUCAACAUUUGCUCAUUUCAGCCAUCUUGUUGAUAUCCCAGUCUUUCAUAAUGUUUAAAAGCAGGUGUGUUUCUCCUUCCGACCACAGAUGUGGGCUUUUCCUUUGUGCACGCAUCUCUACUCCAGCCUUUCAAACUGUUGGUUAGUUGUUAUGUUUACACAGAGCGGACUGUAAACAGUGCAAACUGGCAUAUUCUGAGUGCACUGUAUACAUGUCCAAAGCAUUUUCCUAAAACCUGAAUAAUGAGGUCAUAUCCCACAUGUCUUACUCCGAAAAUACAUUUGGAAUAAGGCCUAAUCAGAAAUACCCAAAUGCAGAAUAUUGUCACAUUUGGAAUAAGAGUGUAAACUAGUGUGCAUGUAAACAUAGUCAGUCGUAGGUGUAUGGUGUCCCAGGUGACACUGGGAACUGGAAAAAUGCUGGAUAUUUAAGUUUUAAACAUUGAAGGGAAUGUUUUGUUCCAGUGUGUCCAUUGCCAGCAAUAUCUUCACAUUACCUGUUGAUAUUUCCGGAAAUAUAAAAUGGGAAAAAAUGUAAUUGUUGCAUUAACUUGCUGGUAAUUGUUCAACUACUUUUUUUUUUUUCAUGUUACUGUAAUGAGAUGAGUGAUGCAGUGCAGUCCAGUCGCUCUCUCAGUGGUGAAACCAUGACUUGCAGAAGGACAUGGACUGUUUAUUAUAAGUAUUUAUCACACCUGAAUAUAAUCAUCCACUGAGACACUGAACAGUUGGAGGCAGGAAGGAGGAAGUCUUCACACUCCCAUUCAUUCCAUAACAGUAUUGUUUAUUAUAUAUUUGAAACAAUGCAUAAUAAUAUGUUGUAAUAGAGUGGAUAGUGGGUGUAAUAGGUUUUAGGAACUUAUUGUUAUUUGAAUGUAAUUGACAUGGUUUAAGUUUAAAGGGAUGGUAACACUCUGAUGUCAGUCUUUUGGAGCUGGGGCAGAUUUGGGUUUAAUCACAAUUUUCUCAACAAAUAUUUGAAUUGUUUGUAUUUUCUACUUGUGAAGCCGCUGGUGAUGAAGGUUGUAGUGAUGCUUGUCGUCCACUAGGUUGCUGCAGCGAGCUAUAGGAUUCUUAUUAAUCAGCUCCUAAAGUUUGACAAUUGCACAGUGAGCCAUAGGGGGAAAAGUCCUGGUACAUUUGUAUUUAAGUAUAGAUUUUUAUUUGUUUGGGUGCAUUUUCUUUACUAUUGCACAAUCAUAUGUGUUAUAAUUAUUUAGGAAAUAUUUCCCUUGUAUUUCUUGUAUGGUACGAAGAAAGGACUGGAAACACUGUACUACACCCACUUAACACCUACUUCACUGAAAGAGAAGGUAACACAGUGGCUGCCGUCCCAUUUUAGUUGUCAUUUUCAGUGAAACUUCUUUUACUGCUGCUUAUGUUUACAAUGUGACCUUCAUUAAUGCAAUAUUAUGUUGAAUUUUGCACAUUUUAGUUUCAAUUCUGUUUUGCAUUAUUUGUUGAAUAUGUUUUUAUGGCAGUUUUGGUUUUAAUAGUAAGAAAGUAUAGAUAGUAUUGAGAUAGUUUUACUGUAGUGUUCUUUUUAUCUCAAUAAAAUAUAUCCUGUGUAUA